Messenger RNA from Pan troglodytes (chimpanzee), 3918 nucleotides. It is a transcript of the gene AQP8, whose product is annotated as aquaporin 8. Bases 2375 to 3142 code for a protein of 255 amino acids. Gene Ontology annotation, molecular function: water channel activity. The record is from RefSeq and is a predicted model, not a curated record. Lineage: Eukaryota; Metazoa; Chordata; Mammalia; Primates; Hominidae. Gene Ontology annotation, cellular component: plasma membrane. Gene Ontology annotation, biological process: water transport; transmembrane transport. The transcript is spliced from 5 exons.
CUCUCACCCAGGCUGGAGUGUAGUGGUGUGAUCUCAGCUCACUACAACCUCUGCCCCCCAGGUUCAAGCGAUUCUCCUGCCUCAGCUUCCCAAGUAGCUGGGAUUACAGGCGUGCACCACCACACCCAGCCAAGUUUUGUAUUUUUAGUAGAGACAGGGUUUCACCAUGUGGCCAGACUGGUGUCAAACUCCUAAAAUCAAGUGAUCCUCCUGCCUUGGUCUCCCAAAGUGCUGAGAUUACAGGUGUGAGCCAAGCACACCCAGCAAUUGGAACCAUUUUUAAGUGUACAUUUCAGUGACAUUAAGUACUUCACAUUGUUGUGCCACUGUAUCAUCCAUCCCAAAACUUUCCUCCCAAACAGGAAAUCUGUACCCGCUAAACACAAACUCUUCAUUCUCCCUUCCCCUCGGGCCGUGGAAACCACCAUUCUACUUCUGUCUCUAUGAAUUUGACUAGUCUAGGUACUUCAUACAAGUGGAAUCAGAUACAGUAUUUAUCCUUUUGUGACAGCCCACAAGUUCUGUGAUCAUAUAAGCUGUGUAAUCUUGGGAAACUCAAUCUUCCUGACACUCCACUUCCUCGUCUGUGAAAUGGUUGUAAUAAUAGUACCUGCUUCACAGGGUGGCAGUGAGGUUUAAAUGAGAUAAUAGAAGGCACUUAGCGCCAGUGCCUGGCACAUAGAAAGUGCUCACUAUUAGCUAUUAGUUACAGCUAAGCAUGUAUUGUAAAUUAGUGGACACUGGUAUUGUGUGUCUAGCACUGUCCUGAGCACUUUACCCGUAUUAUCUCAUUUAAACUUCUCAACGACCCUAUGACAUGGUGAAACCACUAACAUCCACACCUAACAGAUGAGAAAACAAAGGCCCAGAGAGGCCAAGUCAUGUGCCCAAGGGUUACAUAGCUAGUUUACAGCAGAGCUGGGAUUGAACGCCAGGCAGCCUGUUUCCAAAGUUCGUGGGUCUUGCCGCUGCAUUGCAUUACCUCUUGCCAGUCUCUGCUGCCUCUGUCUGUGAAGGAUCGUCAUCUAUACACUCAGUCCUGGCUCAGGCUGUCAGGUGACUGCAGGUGUUUGAAGCUGUGGGACUCAUUGGAAAAAUAAUUGAAAAUGGGAUUGCUGUUUCUUUCUUUUCUUUUUUCUUUUUUUUUUUUAGACAGGGUCUCACUCUGAGGCUGAAGUGCAGUGGCGCGAUCUUGGCUCACUGCAACCUCUGGGUCCUGGGUUCAAGUGAUUCUCAUGCCUCAUCCUCCUGAGUAGCUGGGAUUACAGGCAAACACCAACACGCCCUCUCUUUCUUUCUCCUUCCUUCCUUCCUUUCUUUUUCUUUCUUUCUUUUUCUUUUUUCUUUCUUUCUUUCUUUCCUUCCUUCCUUCUUUUCUUUCUUUCUUUCUUUCUUUUUCUUUCUUUCCUUCCUUCCUUUCUUUUCUUUCUUUCUUUCCUUCUUUCUUUCUUUCCUUUCUUUCUUUCUCUUUCUUUCUUCUUUCUCUUUCCUUUUUUUUUUUUUUCAGAGCCUUGCUCUGUUGCCCGGGCUGGAGUGCAGUUGCACAAUCUUGGCUCUGCGCAAUCUUCGCCUCCCAGGUUCAAAUGAUUUUCCUGCCUUAGCCCCCCAAGUAGCUGGGAUUACAGGCAUGCACCACCAUGCCCGGCUGAUUUUUGUAUUUUUAGUAGAGACAGGGCUUCGCCAUGUUGGCCAGGCUGGUCUCGAACUCCUGACCUCAAGUGAUCCACCUGCCUCGGCCUCCCAAAGUGCUGGGAUUACAGGCGUGAGCCACUGCACCUGGCUGUUUGCUGUUUCUUAACAUGCGAGGUUCCAACCCAGUGGGGCCCACUAACAUGUGCUGUUCUGCUUUGGACCGUGGGGAGCUGGAGUGCUGGACCCAUCUCCCACCUUCUACAGCCUGGAGUGUGCUCCCAGAUGACACAGCCAAGCUGGUGUGUUUUUCCCUCAUUGGCGGAAAGUUCAGCAAUCCCUGACUCCCUCACCCUGCCCUGUUGAGAUUUUAAAAAAUUUCCUCUUCUGGGCCUCAGAGCCACCUCCUACCUGAGGUUUAUUGCUUUCUCUGCACUUGCAUUGAGCCUCUGCAGCCCUUUAAAAGGGGCAGAGCCCAUAGUGUGAUCAGCAGGUCCUGUCCCUAGGAGAUAAGAGUAUCUUGCACAGCAGGUGCAGGUUUCCCAGCAGCUCAGGCAAGAGUCCGAUGUUUGUGCCAUCUGAUCCUGAUGUCUGGAGAGGUGAGCCCUCUGUCGGCAUCUUCCUCUCCAGGCUGGCAGAGCAAGGGGGGCUGUGAAUUAAUUCAAGGUUGGGGGUCGGGGCCUUCUAUAUCUGGACUUGCCUCCCACCCGUGUCCUCUGUCCCUUUUUCCCUACGGCAGAUAGCCAUGUGUGAGCCUGAAUUUGGCAAUGACAAGGCCAGGGAGCCGAGCGUGGGUGGCAGGUGGCGAGUGUCCUGGUACGAACGGUUUGUGCAGCCAUGUCUGGUCGAACUGCUGGGCUCUACUCUCUUCAUCUUCAUCGGGUGCCUGUCAGUCAUUGAGAAUGGGACGGACACUGGGCUGCUGCAGCCGGCCCUGGCCCACGGGCUGGCUUUGGGGCUUGUGAUUGCCACGCUGGGGAAUAUCAGUGGUGGACACUUCAACCCUGCGGUGUCCCUGGCAGCCAUGCUGAUCGGAGGCCUCAACCUGGUGAUGCUCCUCCCGUACUGGGUCUCACAGCUGCUCGGGGGGAUGCUCGGGGCUGCCUUGGCCAAGGCGGUGAGUCCUGAGGAGAGGUUCUGGAAUGCAUCUGGGGCGGCCUUUGUGACAGUCCAGGAGCAGGGGCAGGUGGCAGGGGCGUUGGUGGCAGAGAUCAUCCUGACGACGCUGCUGGCCCUGGCUGUAUGCAUGGGUGCCAUCAAUGAGAAGACAAAGGGCCCUCUGGCCCCGUUCUCCAUCGGCUUUGCCGUCACCGUGGAUAUCCUGGCUGGGGGCACUGUGUCUGGAGGCUGCAUGAAUCCCGCUCGUGCUUUUGGACCUGCGGUGGUGGCCAACCACUGGAACUUCCACUGGAUCUACUGGCUGGGCCCACUCCUGGCUGGCCUGCUUGUUGGACUGCUCAUUAGGUGCUUCAUUGGAGAUGGGAAGACCCGCCUCAUCCUGAAGGCUCGGUGAAGCAGAGCUCGUGGGAUUCCUGCUGCUCCAGGUGUCCUCAGCUCACCUGUCCCAGACUGAGGACAGGGGAGCUCCUGCAUUUCCUGCCAGGGCAGAGGCCCAGAGGAGUGACCCCCUGCUUCCACUGCUUGGGCCUGCUUUCUCAGAUAGACUGACUGCUGAGGAGGCUCUAGGUUCUUGGAAUUCCUUUGUGCUCAUCAGAGACCCCAGCCUGGGGAACACGCUGCCUGCACUGCCCAGAGAGCAGUGCAAACACCACAACACGAGCGUGUUUCUUGAGAGGAAUGUCCCCGAGUUGGACAAGGAGGCUGUUUCUGCACAUCAGCUCAUUUCCCGCACCCCAUUUCUUUCUUGAUUGCUUUGUUGGGGGCCUGGCCACUUCCUUGCUUCUCAAGCUGACAAUUCUCACUUUGCAAUAAAUAGUCCAGUAUUUCCUUCCACGUGCUCACUGGCUUGCCUUUCAUUUGAGAAAUGGGCACUGCUGAGGAGAAAGCAAGCAAAAAAAAAAGUCUGGGGUUAGGCCUUGGCUGGGGUUAGUUAGGCCUGAGCUGAUCCUACAGCCCAACUCAGAGUCCUGGGCCACGGCAGGCUCUUGAAGUUGAGGCCAGACCAGAGCCUGUCUCCACUUGGACGGGCCCAUCCUGGAGCUCUGUCUGGAGCUCAGAGUGCAUAUUGAGUCCAACUUGGAGUCUAGUCAGAGUCAAUUCCACAUCACAGACCUCAGGACCCUGCUGAAAACCCCCAGGCAGAGUCCAGGGUCUGGCUGAGUGCCCAGU